Messenger RNA from Angiostrongylus costaricensis, 540 nucleotides. The record is from the annotation of a GenBank genome assembly. NCBI's taxonomy places the organism in Eukaryota, Metazoa, Nematoda, Chromadorea, Rhabditida, Metastrongylidae.
AUGCACUCCAUCUAUUCCAGAGCGAACGCUUUGUUCGCAUUCAUGUUAUGGGUGCUAGCAGCUGUGACGUUCGCUUGUUUUCUAUCUACUACGUUUGCCGACUAUACCUCCAAAGUUGAGAUUACUGUUAAUAAUCCGAGAGUGCGGUCUAUAGCCGAUUAUUCAACGUCAUCUGAAAAGGCGGACAUUGGCAUGCUGGACUUCUCAAUCUCUGGCGAUUUCACGAAGAUUUUUAAUUGGAAUGUAAAGCAACUGUUCCUGUAUCUGGUCGCUGAGUAUGAGUCUCCGGAGAAUACGAUGAACCAAGUUGUAUUGUGGGAUAAAAUUGUGCUACGCAGUGAGCGGGUCGUUCUUGACGAACGUCGUCUCCAAAGCAAGUACUAUUUCCUGGAUGACGGAUCGAAUCUGCUCAACCAUCCGAAUGUCACACUGGUAUUAAGGUAUAAUGUGGUUCCAAAUGCCGGGUAUCUGAGAUUGGGCCAAGCAGAAGGACAAGCAGUCGUGAGAUUCCCGGCUACGUACACAACCAAGAAGAAUUAG